UGAGACAGUAGUAUUUGCGAAUUUCAUCCUGACCUUGUGACCUGUCUGCAAUUGAGGCUAUUGCGCAUGUGCAACACUUUUACCUGCUCAACCUACACGUGCGCUCAGCUGUCGCCAUGAACCACUCCUUUUCUCCAAACCUGGUUCGACCUAACCUGCCUUUGAGGAAACCUUCAACGAGCCCUAUGGCUGUUGCCACCGCUUCGUCUCCUUCGAGACAUCUCAUCAUGCCCUUUUCAACACCUGUGCUCCCCGCGUCUGGUGCCACUGGAGACGGUCUUGUCCAACCACCAAUAACCAGGGAUAAAGCAACAAUGUUAGGAACCACACCACCAGCACUGACUGUAUACUUCUGCAACUUCUGUGGUCAACAAGGAAAUCUUCGGUGCAAGCGCUGCAAGAAGACGCCUUACUGCUCCGUGUUGUGCCAGACCGAAGACUGGAUAGCACACAGACAUAUGUGCAAAUCUCCUGAUCCAGAACCUGCAAAAGAGAAACCAAAGGAAACCACAGUUUUGCCAAUGACAGGAGACAGAGCUGGCCAAUUGGAGAUAAAGCCUGCAGCAGAUACAUCCAGCCUCCAAAGGGUCUAUUUGAAAGACUUGCAAAUGACUAAAAUGAUUCAGGGAACAGACAUCCAGGCAUCCAUUGUAGAGUUAUACAGCCCUGGCAGGUUUUUCCUCAUAGCCCAAAGCCCUGAGAUGCUAGAAGCUCUGCAUGGCAUCAGCACAGAGCUUCAGAAAACUUACAGCUGCUCUUCAGCAACAACAUACGUACCCUGUGUCGGGGAGGUUUGUGGAGUACAGUUUUCCUGUGAUCUGAACUGGUACAGAGGCCUGGUCCAAACCUUUUCUGCUGACCAGAAGACUGCUAAUAUCCUUUAUAUUGACUUUGGCAAUGAAGAGGAUGUCCCUGUGGAUAGGAUUAGACCCCUGGCUGCUAAUAUCCAGCGAUCUUGUCCAUGUGCAAUGGAGUGCAGAAUCGCUGGGGUGGUGCCACUGGAUGGCAACUGGACAGGCGAAUGCUGUAUUGCAGUCAGACAGCUGGUGGCUGGCAAGACUGUGACUGUUAAGCUGAUAGAAACACUGGAGAAUGGUCGCAUCCAUGUUGUGGAUAUCCUGCUUUCCAUGGGAAAGCAAUUGAGCACAUUCCUCCUUGAGCAUGGUUAUGCCACAAAGGAAAUAGUCAAUGCAACACCGACUAAACAAGAAAUACGCGCCAUGAUGAGUGUAUCAUUGGAAAAUUUUAAGCGUCACUCCAGUGGGAAAGAUGACAACACCUGGGCUCAGCCUCCAGAGCCUCUGACACAGGCAGUGGGGGACUCCUUCUCUGUUGUGGUCACCCACUUCCAAUCACCCAGUGAAAUUAUCGUACAGAAGGUGGAAAAUGCUGGAGUGAUUCAGGAGUUGCAGUUGAACCUGAGGGAACACUGCUGUCGUGUCCCAGCCCCCCAGAACUUCAGACCAGCACCUGGUACUGUUUGCUGUUCUAAGUUCUCAGAGGACAAGCAGUGGUACAGGGCCAAAGUUCUGGCUUAUUCAUCAGAGGAACGCGUCUGUGUUGGCUACCUUGAUUUUGGCAACUCUGAGGAGGUGGAUUUGGGUCACCUGCGGCCUAUCACCACUUCAUUACUGGCCCUGCCAAUGCAGGCUAUGCCUUGUGGUCUAGCAGGGGUGCAGCCUGUUGGGGAGAGGUGGUCAGAAGACUGCCUGUUGGCCCUGCAGCGAAGAGUAUCCAACAGAAUACUGCGCAUUGAGAUCCAGGGAGCUCAUGAGGGCAAGGUUUUGGUGGCCAUGAUUGAUGAGGGCAGCGACCCUCAGGCCAAUGUAGCCGAGCUGCUGAUUUCUGCUGAUUACGCUAGACCCGCUGCUGUUCCUACCAGUAGUGACCAGCAGGUUGACCAGACAGUAACUCCUGCUGCUGAACCACAAGUGCCUACCCCAGCUGGUGAGCCUCUGGUGUGGUCUUUUGCUGAGAUUCCCUGUGAUGGCCAGACAGUGGCACUGCUAGCCAGUGUGGUGGAGAACCCUGGAGAGUUCUACUGCCGCAUUGACAAUCCUACAGACCAUCAGCGGCUGAUAGAGCUUGGGGCUGAGUUGAAGCAGCAUUGUGAGGCAGAUAACUCACCUUUUGAGCCCAAAGUGGAAGAGCCCUGUUGUGCCAUGUAUCCUGGUGAUGGAGCGUGGUAUCGGGCUUUGGUGAAGGAACUGUGUGAGAACCGGGUGGCUGUAAACAUUGUGGACUAUGGUUUCAACAUGAAAGUAGAAAAGCACCAUCUUAGAUCCAUUACACCCCGACUCCUGACUCUACCCUUUCAGGCAGUUUGCUGCUGGCUCUCAGGUGUGGAGCCCCUGGGUUCAGAGUGGAGCAGUGAAGCCCUGCUUUGGUUCCAGGCUCUGGUGGAUGGCGAGCAGCUCUCUGCAUGUGUCCUUUCUGUCACUAAACAGGGCUAUUGUGUGGAGCUGGAGAGCAGAGGGCAGAAUGUGGCUGCUGCCCUAAUUUCUGAGCAACUAGCCAAAGUUCCUGGGGAGAUUCAUAAAGAGACGCGUGCAACCACAGGCUCUGCAGCCAAAUCCCAAGAGAGCACAAAGGAAAAUGAGAACAAUCAAAUACAUGCACAAGACUCCAACCAGACCGGAGCCACUUCCAAAGAGACACCAACUGAAUGCCGGACCGCAUUGCCAUCAGAAGUCCCAUCUUUCCCAGUAGACUGGAAGGCAGUGGAGUUGCCUCCCAGUGAGACCUUUAAGCCGUACGUUGCAGCCGUCACUAGUCCUUCCCUCUUCUACGUGCUUGGUCCCAGCCAGGUAGAUCAGCAGAAGCUUCAGGAGUUGAUGAUGCAGGUGGCUGCCUACUGCAGCAACAACCAGGCCUCUUUAUCCUCUGCUGUCCUGAGUAGACCAGUUCCUGGGGCUGCCUGCUGUGCCCAGUUCUCUGCCGACAAUAACUGGUACCGUGCAGUGGUCCUGGAAGUCGGUGAGAAUGAGAUGAGUGUAGUCUAUGCAGAUUACUGCAACACUGAAAAGGUGCCAUUCUCUCGAAUCUUGCCCAUCCCCAAACAACUGCUGGAGCUCCCCUUUCAGAUCACUCGCUGCACCCUCACUGGUAAGGAGCACUUUCCCGCUGAAUGGCCAGAGGAAGUGCAGCAGAUGUUUCAAACUAUCCUGUUGAAUGGUGUCCUGGCCACUGUCCAGGCCUUCGAUGGCUCUGCUAACAUGCUCUCACUCACUCUGCCCACUGAGAAGGGAGGGGGGGACCUCACUGCCAUGAUAGUGGAUUCACUACAGGUCCGGACCAAGAGUAAUUCUUGCCCAGCCACCUGCCAGAGGGCUGACCAAACUGAUAGCAGCACACCUACUGCCAGCACAACAGCUGCACCUGACUGCCCACAGCCCAAGUCGAUACCUGAAACCCAAAAGGAGCUGGAACAUGAAACAGCUACCACAGACCUAACCAUAACUGAGCCAACACCCUGGACUCCCCAGCAGAAUAAAAACAUUUCUGCAGAGUCUGUCAUUGUCGAUCCAGUGCAGAAGAUUAUUGCACAAAUGGAGCCACCAUGCACAGUUAAUGCAGAAACUAAAGCUCCUCAGACUUCGCACUGCUGCUGUCUGAGCCUGAAGACUAAGAUUGAUCAACUGGAAAAGCUGAUGCAGCUGCAGCUCACUCUCAUCAAGCUGUUAGUUGGAGAGUCUAAAUAAGAUUCAUCACAUGCCUAACUUUACAAUCCUGUUUGCCAACUUGUUGAAAUCAAGGUUGCGUUUUUGUUGAAGACACUGUAAAAAAUUACCCUCUUGCUUUUAAUUUUAAUUUUGCGUCUUUAUCAUUGAUACCAUGCAUUCUUUUCAGGACAUUUCUGUUUUUAAUCUGUAGUUAUAUUCCAGUUACCUUUUUUUAGGCUUUAAUAUUUUUGGAGGUUUUCUGAAACCUCAUGCAUAAAAGUUGGCAGAAAUAUCAGCAACACAAGAUGUUCAACUUCAAUUAUCCAAGUGUGUAUUUGUCUCCUGUAAGAGUGCUGUAGCGCAUGCUGUGCUGCCAUCUGUUCCUUUGUUCAGUCCUAAUCACCUGCUCAGGUGGGAUGUUCAGCCUGAUUGAUUUAUGUUUGACAUGUGUUUCAGUCUUGACAUAAAAGUUCUUUGAUGAAAAAGACCAAAUGAA
Seriola aureovittata is the source of this 4158-nucleotide messenger RNA. RefSeq names its product tudor domain containing 1 (gene tdrd1). NCBI's taxonomy places the organism in Eukaryota, Metazoa, Chordata, Actinopteri, Carangiformes, Carangidae. The record is from RefSeq and is a predicted model, not a curated record. Bases 117 to 3701 code for a protein of 1194 amino acids. The transcript has 26 exons.